Molecule: messenger RNA, 7117 nt
Organism: Porites lobata
Lineage: Eukaryota; Metazoa; Cnidaria; Anthozoa; Scleractinia; Poritidae
Source: the annotation of a GenBank genome assembly
CGAACUACCAGCAGCGCCAUUGCAAUGCAGUUGUUUGUAUUGUAGAAGUUUCCUGCUUUCAGUGCAGUCGUUCGAACGGUCAAAUGUUGUUGAGUUGAGCGCUGAAAGCGUUCUGCUGUGGGGCAAAGGCACUCUGUGAAGCUUUAAACUUAAAUAAGGUGUUCUCUAACGACGCAGCUGCUCAAACUCUUGUGUACUUAUGGUUGUCAUCGCUAUCCGUUCGAUUCGUACAUGAUAUAGCGACAUGAAAUCAUCAUCGCAAACGACGGUAAGAAACUAUUAUCACGAUUUUCCAUCACAUAAUUUUUUCUCAGGUCGUUUUCGGUUCGGAAAUAUCAACUCUUAAAAGUUUAACAUAUUAGUUUAGUGAUGCAUGUUUCGGCAGUUUGUUUGUUUUCGAUGAACUCCUGUCGUCUUGUAAAUUUCAAUUUUUUUUUUUCCGUUCAUCCGUUUUUAAGCUUACAUGCGAUUAAAAAGACCUGCAGUUGGUAAACGGGUCCUUCAUGUGACUUGUCAUUCUCUCAUGAAUUGGCUGAAAAUUUAUAUCUGUAUUUUUAUUCGCGUUUUUGACGUAAUCUUCUUGGGAAAUGAUCAAUUGCGAAAUUGACAAAGGUACGAAAUUCUAAGAUUUCGUUUCAUCAGUGUGGAAGUCCUAUCUUCAAAUAUCUUAUCUUUCUUUUUCUCUAGAACCGUGACAAAAUGGGCAAAACCCGAUGCUUGACGGCUGCUGGGCGUUUAUCGUUCCAAGACGAUGUUCAUAUCCGAAAAGUGCUGGAAGCCCUCAACGAGCAACGGGAAAGCGAGCGCUUCUGUGAUGCAGUUGUGAAAGUUGGUGGCAGGGAGAUGAAAUGUCAUCGCUCUAUUUUGGCCGCUGCAAUUCCUAAACUGCUAGAAAAUCAAAGCGAGACAGAGGAGACCGUUUUAACAGUGGUCCUGGAAGGUUUGGAUUCUACUGCAGUGGAAGUAUUGAUCGAGUUCGCGUACACCGCUCAGCUUAACGUGUCUGCGGAAAGUGUUCUCGGCGUUUAUCACGCAUCGAAAUUUCUAGGCAUGAAAGACGUUCAAGACUCUUGCGAGCAGUUCAUUGAAGAGAAAAUUCUUCCCUUAGAUUGGAGGACUGUGAGAAGCUUCGCCGAGCAACAAAGAUGCGCUAAUUUGCUGACCGCAGUCGAUAAGUUCAUCGAAAAACACGUGGAGGAAAUUUAUCACAACAAAGAUUUCUUCCAGUUGCCGCGUCUUCAAGUCGAACUCGCCACCACUCGAAAGAGACAGAACGAGAGCAUCGAUUCCGAGAAGCUCUGUAAUGUGGCCAUAAAGUGGGCUCAUAAACAACUGGAGGUGAGGAACUUAAAAAAGCCAUAGUUUAGCAGUUGAUUAUUUUUCUUGCACCUCCAUGCUACGGGAUAUACGCCCCCAGAAAAUAAGCCCCCACAGCGCGCGCGCACUUUUGAAAUUUUGAGUUAUCGAACAGACUUUCCCAUAUUUCGAUAGGUUGGAAAUUUUAAGUUUUAAAGUUUUUUUUUUUGUGGGGGUUUCAAGUUUGCUUUGUAAAGUCAGAACAGUAAAUAAUACUUAUACGUGGUGCAUUCUAUGAUAGUUUCGCCGGAAAGCGUUUUUUUCCGCGCGGGAAGUUUAGUGAUAUCAGACUUUCUAUAUUACAUACCGGAAGCAAACAGGGUGCACAAAAUACGUGACUCGAUUUUCGUUCCUUUACUCGAACGAGGUGAAACCUCAUUUUUUUACAAAUAUUCAGCAAGUUGGAUUAUCUUCUGUCAUUAGUUAGACGACCUAUUGUUUUCUGCAAACAAUUAGAUUGUUGAAGUUUUGUACUUGUCUUUCAUUUUUUUGUGGAAAACAACGUGAAUAAUUUUCAGAAAGUGCUCCUAGACAACUAAUUUUUGUAACAUUUUUUAGUUUAGGCGUAUUAUUCCCUUUUCUUUGAACCCUUUUCAUGUUGCUUAGAAUGCCCUGACAUCUAAUUUACAUUAUAGCAAGACAUAAGUCUUCUCUAUUGUGAUGGGAAGCAAUAUGUUCGUGAAAAUUGUUUUUCCAGUCUGUUUAAUAUUUAUGUCACUUUUCACUAUUUCAUUGACUUGUAUCAUAAUUUGAAACCUUGCCUGGCUAAUUAUGGACCAUUUCACCUACAAAUACAAAGUAGCAAUUCAAAUGUUUUAUUCAUAAAACCCUGUCUUUCAAAUGUGAGAAAGUUCUGAAAAUUUUUGCUCCAUGUUUACAUAAAUCCAACUGGUCAACAUACCUACAUGGUGGACUCGAAAAUAUUCUCUACUUACCCCAUCUCACAUUGUGCAAUGUUUUAGUUUUCUGGUGAGAACUCAGUGGACCUGACAUCUAAUUAUUGUGUUCUUGUGACAGAUAAGUAAUUGGAAUAUUUUUUAUCAGCUUCAUUUUCACCUCUGUCAUCUUGUUAAUAAAGGUAGCCUUCUUUGUAGUAAAUUAUGUAAAUGAUUCCAUUUGUUUCAAAACUGUUCUUUUCUUAGCUGCACUCUAUAAAAUGGAAACAUUUCAAGGUUAACAGUUAUGUCUGGGCCCUGUCAAUGUAUUUUAUUGAUAACAAGCUGGAAAAAUUUUAUUAUCUGUCAUGCUUGAGACAUUCCUGAUGAGGUACUCUAUACUAGAGGAACUGUUAUUUAAGUCAAUUAUUAUUUUUAUUUGGUUACUUUUACAGGAAGGGAAUAUAAGCUUAACAGUGUUACUGGAAAAAACCCACAUCAUGUUCCUCACUUCCGAUGGCGAGCUGAAAGAGUGUACCAUGGAAGAUCUUUACUCAAAUGAUGAAAAGUCUGAACUAAUCACAACAGAAGCGCAGAGGGAGUACAUCCGAUAUACAUGUACUUCACAGGAACAGCUGUCCAAACAUGAGGCAAACAGCAGUGAAGACGAGGAGGAAUUGAUAGUUCUUCUUGAAAACAAUAAUAACAAGAAGAGGCAGUCUUGGAUAGUGGAGAAGGAUUUCCGUUUGAUUGGUGCUGUCCAGACUAGUGACAAUGGCUGUACGGGAUUGGCAGUUGUCGGAGGAUUGUUGGUGGCGAUAUCAAUACAUUCGCAAACCCAGUACUGCUCCAAUAGCUCAGACUCUGGAGACUCGUCAUCCGGAGAAGAGUGGGUUCUGAUAGCCCCAAUGAACAGAGGUGUGUACAAGCUUCUAAUCCUAAGAGUUUCCCUGGGCAAUGUAUAUGCAUUAUUGUCCAAGUGUGAGGUCAAGAUGCUGGAUAUUGGCCAAGUUCUUUGUAUUUGGCCAUCUUGAGCGAACAAGCUAGGUCAAUAAAGGAUUUAUUAUAUGGCCAAAAAGAGAACUUUUACUUGUGGGACCAAUGCAGGAAAUCCUGAGGGGGCAAAAACGGCCCAUCCUGCCAGCUCGGGUAGCCAAUCAGAAUGCAGGAUUUGCAUCAUCUUGCAUGGUUGCAGAUUCAGCAAUGUAAUAUUAAAUAAUUAAGUUUAUUGUACAUUGUACUCAUUAUCUAUCUUCGCAUCAAGUAACAGCCUUCAGUUUAUUUUGGAAAUGAUUAAUCAUUGCAACCUACAGGUUAGUUAGUUAUCUGUUAGCAGAUAACUGACUCUGUAGGUUGCAUGCAAAAUGUAUGAUUUUUAAGUUCAAUGUCAAACUGCUUUUGUGUGUUGUCAUUUUCUUCAUAACAAUGUAUAAUAUUAUUAAGUUUGGAUUUUGUGAUAUCGGGACUGAUAUAAAGGUCUCAGUAAGUGUUGUCAACUCCAAGCAAAUCACUUUCCUUGACCUUGUUUAUUCUGGAUUUCUCAAAAACCUCGUCCAAUAGUUGUUUCAUCACACCAUCAAGGCUGUGCUCUAAGGAAAAUUGAAGGGAGCCCAGUGCUCUGAAACUGUAAAAUCUAGGGUGUCCAGCAUAUGAUUUGAAUGAAAAAUCUAAGAUUUUCUAGUCACCCAAAAGCAAAAGUUAGGCGCCAGGGGCCACCAGGCUCUGCUAGAGCACAGCCUUGCACCAUAGGACUCAAAAGUGAGAACUACAUACAGAACAAGUAGUACCAUGUCAAAGGCUUCCUGAAGAGUUAAUAGCCAAACCAUGCAUGCAGGAUUUCUGCUGCAACACCAAAUUUUAGCAUUAUGUCAAGUUUCUCUGCAAUAGGAAAAAAUUUGUUUCAAAGACUCUGCUGUACCUGUUGAUGUGGUCUGUAUUGAUCCUAUGACUGGCCACUUUGAAAAGCCUAAGAUUUAACUCCUGCAAGUGAUCAACAUCAAUUUUCUCCUUACGAAAUUGAUACAUAAUCAAGAUAAAAGGUGAUGAGAACUAAUAAAAUGGUCAUCUAAGGGAAAAUGAUUGACUCUUUUAUGAAAUUCUGUCAACUCAUUCUUUAGCAAAACAUAUGGAGAUCAGUCUGGAGAAUUUGUAUGUGGAUCUUAGAGCUUAAAAAAUUAAGAGCUCUUUUUUUUCUCUGACAUUUCCAGGUCGCUGUAGCGUUGGAGCUGUAAAUCUCAAUGGAAAACUGUAUGCAAUUGGUGGCUAUGACCGAGGUGACUGCCUGAACACUGUGGAACUGUAUGAUGCACAGGUCAACGAGUGGAUGCCUGUCACAAACCUGAAUUCUUCCAGAGGAAGGUUGGAGUCUGAAGUUGUAAACGGCAAGGUGUAUGCCAUUGGUGGCUCAAAUGGACACACGGAACUCAGUACAGUCGAAACAUAUGAUGAAACUACAAACACCUGGAGUUUUGCACCAUCCAUGCUGCAGUGCCGUUGCAACUUUGGAACUGGGGUAAUCAAUGGACGCAUCUAUGCUGUUGGGGGCUAUGAAGGUCCCCGGAACCUGAAAAGUGUUGAAAUGUAUGAUCCUGUGACAAAAGAGUGGAGAAGAGUUGCACCCAUGAACACUGAAAGAAACAACUUGUGCGUGGAAGCUUUGGAUGGCAAGCUAUAUGCCGUUGGGGGCUACAAUGGAUGGACAUGUUUCAAUACUGUGGAAUGCUAUGACCCUGAAGAAAAUCUUUGGUCUUUGAUUCCACCAAUGAAGAUUGCCCGCCGCGGUGCUGGUGCUGCCGUCCUUCACGGCAAGUUGUAUGUGAUUGGUGGUUAUGAUGGGACAAACUUCCUUAACAGUGUUGAGUGCUAUGAUCCCUCCACAAAUGAAUGGAAACACGUGGCCAGUCUUAAUACCUCUCGUCACAAUGUAACGGCAGUUGUCAUCGGUGACCACAUUUAUGCAGUGGGUGGGUUCGGUGGCACUUCAUUCUUGAACUCCCUUGAAUGCUAUGACCCCAAGAGUGACAAGUGGUACUGUUUUGUAAAUUGCAAACAUUGAAGAAACUAUUGUGAAGCUUCCCUGUACAUUUAGAGUGAUCGUGGUGCCAUUCAGAUUUUUCUUUUUGAGAACAGCAGCUCUGUUGUUGGCUGUUUUGUGAAAGAGUGCCAUAAAUGGUAAUGAUGAUUAUUUAUAACUUAUUUAAAUUUUUAAGUUCUUAAAAAACGUAUUUGAAUCAUUGAAGGACCUGGUUGGAAAAUGGGGUAGAGUACAAUCCAUUCUGCCUUCUAUUUGGUUUAAAAUUGACCAACAAAUUGUUAUUGAAGAGAAUUAAUUCUGUUAACUAUUUUUAAGGAAAAAAGCUCUUGAAUUAGCUAAGCGUGCUAAAUGAAGUCAGAGAUUGAAAUUUCAGCUCUGACUUACCACCAAGGAAAUAUUGUUAUUUUUCUUGUUUGGCUUGAUGUGGUAUAAGUUUAUGUUAAGGUAAUACAUCUGUUCUUCAUUUGGCAUAUUUUUCUUUGGAAAUAUUUACAGACUUGCCUUUUUUCUUUGAUGUCUGGUCAGUAACUAUGCUAAAUGUUGAUUUUGGUGAAUUUUUUUAGCAAAAUUGCAAGUAAAAUUUCAAAUGGCAAUACCAUCCAACCAGACUAUCUCCUUCAAGAAAAAUACAAUGUAAAGAUGACAAACAGGGCCAAGUUCUUUGAGGGACAAUUAGUGCAAAUCUUGGGCUAGCAAUUACCUUGAAAACUCUUUUGUUCCAUUUGCAGUUAGCCCGGGAUUUUAGCUUACCUGCUUCAAACACCUUAGCCCAGAAGUUUAAUGAUUAUUUAAUGAUUAAUUUAUUAAGUGGAAAAGCAGUAGAUGAACUUAACUUUUAACUUAAUUUUUCUACAAUUUUUUAUUGGCAUUCCAAGAUUUUGUUCCAGUUCAAUUUUUUAUGUACUGUGGUAAUAAAAUCUUUUAAUCUUAAUUAAGGGAAUGUGAAAACCGAGGAAACCAUACUAUUGCAUCCGUUACAUAUACGUUCAUUUCUUUGGUUGGAGCAAGACAGCUGAGUCUGCUUGCUGCUGAUUAGGCAAACAAACAAGAAACGAGACAAAAAAACCUUCAACGUUGUAGUUGAACAGCCUCUGAAUGUUGUUUCUGCCAAAGCCAUUUUAUCAACUUAAUCUUUUUUCAACUCACUACAUUUUUUUAUGGUACCAUUGAUGAUAAUAUACAAAUCAAGACCUUUUCUCCUUGUUGGUCAGUCCUUAUUUUUUUGAAAACGCAGAGAUUUUUUGUAAGGAGAAGUUCAUCACUGCCCAUUUGUUUGAGCCUGUGAGAUUAGAGGUUCUAUUUUAUCAGAGUUCUCAUUUUUUCUUCACUUAAGAUAAUAAAAGUAAAGUGUGUGAGAUUGUUUCUAAAUAUUGUUGUUGAAAAUACAUUAAGUGUGAGGUUACAUUAAAUUAUUUAAGAUACUUUUUACAAUUUUCUUUGAUUGACCUAUAGAACUCCACCAGAAGAAUGACAAUAAAAUUCUCAUAUUUUAAUCAGAAAGUACAAAUAUUUAAGGGCAGGUGGAGUAAUGCUUUAAGAAGUGAGCCCUGCUGUAUAUUAUUUUGUAGCUAAUUUUUUAUUUUAGUUAGUUUUUGGAUAAAUUAUGGUAAUGGUGCUAAUCAAUUUGAAACAAGGGAAAAAGAAAAAUUAACUGAAAUAAAAAAUUAACUACAACUUAUACAUACACGAUGAACAAAUCUUUCAUUUAGUUACCACUGUGUGCGAGAUUAAAAUAUGGCAAUAAAUGUGGUGCUGUGAGCAGAUGUUUUUAUUUGUGUGAGUGGACUGAGUACAACAGCAUAAAGCAAGCAAAAGAAAGGUUCCCCUAGCUGGGUUAGCCUGUUCCAGGAGC